Molecule: messenger RNA, 3995 nt
Organism: Vitis riparia (riverbank grape)
Lineage: Eukaryota; Viridiplantae; Streptophyta; Magnoliopsida; Vitales; Vitaceae
Product: ubiquitin carboxyl-terminal hydrolase 12-like
Exons: 32
Coding region: 134-3478 (1114 amino acids)
Biological process (GO): protein deubiquitination; regulation of protein stability
Cellular component (GO): cytosol; nucleus
Molecular function (GO): protein binding; cysteine-type endopeptidase activity; cysteine-type deubiquitinase activity
Source: RefSeq, a predicted model, not a curated record
GAAGAUAUCCCUGGACUCUGGCCCUUUUCUACACUUUCUCCUUCGUGUUUACGUUGCAAAGGCUGCUUCUCCCUGGCGCUCUCUCCAAUUCCUGUCUCAGAUUCGCCGAUCGGACGGCCAUUCUUGUCCGCCAAUGACUCUCUUGACUCCUCCGCCUUUGGAUGAGGACGAUGAGAUGCUUGUUCCGCACACCGACUUCGCCGACGGUCCUCAGCCCAUGGAAGUGGCGCAGCCAGAUGCUGCUAGUACAGUGGAUGCGCAGACAGUGGAGGAUCCCCCGUCGGCCAGGUUCACGUGGACAAUUGAGAACUUUUCUAGGUUGAAUACCAAGAAGCUCUACUCGGAUGUGUUCUAUGUUGGAGGCUACAAAUGGAGGGUUCUUAUUUUUCCCAAGGGGAACAACGUGGACCAUUUGUCAAUGUACUUAGAUGUAGCUGAUUCAGCAACCUUGCCAUAUGGAUGGAGUAGAUAUGCUCAGUUCAGCUUGGCUGUGAUCAAUCAAAUUCAUAACAAGUUCACAAUUAGGAAAGAUACACAACACCAGUUCAAUGCACGUGAAAGUGAUUGGGGAUUCACUUCAUUCAUGCCUCUUGGUGAACUGUAUGACCCUGCAAGAGGUUAUCUUGUGAAUGAUACAUGCAUAGUUGAAGCUGAUGUUGCUGUCCGUAGGGUUAUUGAUUACUGGACUCAUGACUCAAAGAAGGAGACUGGUUAUGUUGGACUGAAGAACCAAGGAGCUACCUGUUACAUGAAUUCCCUUCUUCAGACACUCUACCAUAUUCCUUACUUCAGAAAGGCUGUGUAUCAUAUGCCGACAACUGAGAAUGAUAUGCCAUCAGGGAGUAUCCCUCUGGCUUUGCAGAGUUUAUUCUAUAAGCUCCAAUACAGUGACACUAGUGUAGCGACGAAAGAGUUGACAAAGUCUUUUGGGUGGGAUACUUAUGAUUCUUUCAUGCAGCAUGACGUGCAAGAACUCAAUAGGGUUCUUUGUGAAAAGCUUGAGGAUAAAAUGAAGGGAACUGUUGUGGAGGGUACUAUACAGCAGUUAUUUGAAGGGCACCAUAUGAACUAUAUUGAAUGCAUUAAUGUGGACUAUAAAUCAACAAGAAAGGAAUCAUUUUAUGAUCUUCAGCUUGAUGUCAAAGGCUGUCGCGAUGUUUAUGCUUCAUUUGACAAGUAUGUUGAGGUUGAACGUCUCGAGGGUGAUAAUAAGUAUCAUGCUGAAAUCCAUGGGCUACAGGAUGCCAGAAAAGGUGUUUUAUUCAUUGAUUUUCCUCCUGUCCUUCAACUUCAGCUAAAACGGUUUGAGUAUGAUUUUAUGCGGGAUACUAUGGUCAAGAUAAAUGACCGCUAUGAGUUCCCUUUGCAACUUGAUCUUGAUAGAGAGAAUGGCAAAUAUCUAUCACCAGAUGCCGAUAGGAGUGUUCGCAAUCUUUACACCCUUCACAGUGUUUUGGUUCACAGUGGUGGGGUGCAUGGUGGACAUUAUUAUGCUUAUAUAAGGCCAACACUCUCUGAUCAGUGGUUCAAAUUUGAUGAUGAACGGGUGACAAAAGAAGAUAUUAAGAGGGCACUAGAGGAGCAGUAUGGUGGUGAGGAAGAGCUACCCCAGACAAAUCCCGGAUUCAACAACUCUCCAUUCAAAUUUACAAAAUACUCAAAUGCAUACAUGCUUGUGUAUAUACGUGAAAGUGACAAGGAGAAAAUAAUUUGUAAUGUGGACGAGAAGGAUAUUGCUGAACACCUUAGAAUAAGGUUGAAGAAAGAACAAGAAGAAAAAGAGCAAAAGAGAAAGGAAAAAGCAGAGGCUCACCUUUACACUAUCAUAAAGGUUGCUCGGAAUGAGGACCUUAUUGAACAGAUUGGAAGGGACAUAUAUUUUGACCUUGUGGAUCAUGACAAAGUUCGUAGUUUUCGGAUUCAGAAACAGACUCCUUUUAACCUUUUCAAGGAGGAAGUUGCGAAAGAGUUCGGUAUACCAGUGCAAUUUCAACGUUUCUGGCUGUGGGCAAAGCGCCAAAACCAUACAUAUCGUCCAAAUCGUCCUUUGACACCCCAGGAGGAAGCACAAUCUGUUGGACAAUUGAGGGAAGUAUCCAAUAAGGCAAAUCAUGCUGAGCUAAAGUUGUUUUUGGAAGUUGAACUUGGGCAGGAUUUACGGCCGGUUCCCCCACCUGAGAAGACAAAAGAGGAGAUUCUCCUUUUCUUUAAACUUUAUGACCCUUUGAAAGAGGAGCUCCGGUAUGUUGGGAGGCUAUUUGUGAAGGGGAGUGGAAAGCCAAUUGAAAUAUUGUCAAAACUGAAUGAAUUGGCUGGCUUUAGUCCCAAUGAAGAGAUUGAACUUUUUGAGGAAAUAAAAUUUGAACCUAAUGUCAUGUGUGAACACAUUGAUAAGAGGCUCACUUUUCGUGCUAGUCAGCUUGAGGAUGGUGAUAUAAUUUGCUAUCAGAGACUCCUUCAAAUUGACAGUAGUCAACAAUGUCGCUAUCCUGAUGUUCCUUCAUUUCUGGAAUAUGUUCAUAAUCGUCAGGUUGUUCGCUUUCGCUCUCUAGAGAAGCCUAAGGAGGAUGAAUUUUGUCUUGAGUUGUCAAAGCUUUUCAAUUAUGAUGAUGUUGUGGAAAGAGUAGCUGCUCAUCUGGGAUUGGAUGACUCUUCCAAAAUCAGGCUUACAUCACAUAACUGUUACUCCCAACAACCUAAACCCCAACCUAUCAAGUACAGAGGAGUGGAACAUUUAUCAGACAUGUUGCUCCACUACAAUCAGACUUCUGAUAUACUAUAUUAUGAAGUAUUGGACAUCCCUCUGCCAGAACUACAAGGUCUUAAAACUUUGAAAGUUGCCUUUCACCAUGCUACAAAGGAAGAAGUAGUGAUUCAUACUAUUAGAUUGCCAAAACAGAGCACUGUAGGGGAUGUGAUAAAUGACCUUAAGUCCAAGGUGGAGUUGUCUCAUCCUAAUGCAGAACUUAGAUUGCUUGAAGUUUUCUAUCACAAGAUCUACAAGAUUUUCCCACUCAAUGAGAAGAUUGAGAACAUUAAUGAUCAAUACUGGACAUUACGUGCAGAGGAGAUUCCUGAAGAGGAGAAAAACCUAGGUCCUCAUGAUCGGUUGAUUCAUGUUUAUCAUUUUAUGAAAGACACAACUCAGAAUCAGGUGCAGGUUCAGAAUUUUGGAGAACCCUUUUUCUUGGUCAUCCAUGAGGGUGAGACUUUAGCUGAAGUUAAAGUGCGCAUACAGAAGAAAUUACAGGUUCCUGAUGAGGAGUUCUCAAAGUGGAAGUUUGCAUUUUUGUCCCUCGGUCGCCCUGAGUAUCUUCAGGACUCUGACAUUGUCUCUAGUCGAUUCCAGAGACGAGAAGUCUAUGGUGCUUGGGAGCAGUAUCUUGGUUUGGAGCACUCCGACAAUGCUCCCAAAAGGUCAUAUGCAGCUAAUCAGAAUCGCCACACAUUUGAGAAGCCAGUAAAAAUUUACAAUUAGGAAAAUCAGACAAUUUCCACCUUUGCAUCAGCUGCAUCAGAUAUGGGUUCAAUGGGGAUGUUCAGCAUUUUGGCAAGAGCAGAAGAUGCGAAAGAAAGGAAGCUAGCAGUGAGAGUUACUGCUGGAUUCGGUUAUUGAUUUUGUUAGGAUGUGUAAUUCUUUGUUAGAGGGUGGUGGAAGGAUUUUAACCUGCAAUUUAUGUUUCCUUUAUAGUUUGAACCUGCCUCCCAAGUUUUUCUCUGUGGAAUGCACCCGUCUCAGGGGUGAGGUAGGUGGUAUUUCAUAUUUUAUUCCAUUGUAAUCUAGAAGUACAUAAGAUUUUGGAUUUUGGGUUGGGAGGGAUGUAUAGAGAAUAUAGGCUUGGGUUUCAACGUCCUUUUUUCCUUUGUCCUACACUCCCCUUGGUGGUUUGUCUUUUAGAUGAAUGAGAGAAUGGGAGAGGGGUCUGUAUAAUGUUUGACUUGGUUACUGCGCUUCUGUGCAAAAGAAACAACUACUAUUCUCCACAUUUUAGUUA